CUUCGCUUCUGUAACACAGCGGCCAUGAAGAAGGAGUAGGGAAGCCCAGAAAGAGCCGAGAAUUUGGGGGAACCAGGAAAGGGUACGGAUGCCGGGAAGGGGAGAAGGGGCGAAGAUUGCCUUGAGCUGGCGAGUUCAAUGGCUGAGAGUAGACUCCGGCCUCCGGACUUAGGGGCUCAGCUGGGAGUUUCCAGUUGUCUGGAAAAAUGCCAGAAGAGCUCACCAGAUGCUGGGAGGCGGCAGCCCUUUUCUGGAAAGUCCUUUUACUUGGAUCUGCCUGCUGGCAAGAAUCUCCAGUUUUUAACGGAGGCCAUCCAGCAGCUGGGUGGGGUAAUUGAGGGUUUUCUGAGCAAAGAAGUAAGUUGCAUCGUGUCCAGCCGCAGGGAGGCGAAGACAGAGAGUAGCAGGACCAGCCACAGAAGCUGCUCCAGCCCCAGCGAGGUCAGAGUGGAAGCACCAUCCAUGGCUGAACCAAAAGGCAGCCACACCAGGCCCUUACAGAAACCCGUAGACUUGGUGCCUAUGAGCAGAGGGAAGGAGCUACUGCAGAAGGCCAUCAGAAACCAGGGGAGCAGUAGUGGAGGAGGCAGUGGGAGCAGCAGCAGCCUCCUGACCAAUGCCCGCUCCUGGGGAGUGAGGAUUCUGCAUGUGGAUGACAUGAUGGUGCAUGUGCAGCAGCUCUCUCUAGAUGCUUUAUGUGCGAAGAAACAAGGGCCAAAGAAGGCAGAGGGAACAUGUCCAGCAGAGUCAAGAACGCGGAAAGUGGCCAGACUGAAAGCACCAUUUCUCAAAAUUGAAGAUGAGAGCAGGAAGUUUCGUCCUUGCCACCAUCAGUUUAAAUCCUUUCCUGAAAUUUCUUUUCUGGGACCCAAAGACGCAAGUCCCUUUGAGGCCCCGACGACCCCAGGCAGCUUGCACCGCACCAGACAACUCAAGGACCGAAAGCCAAGCCCACGAUCCGCUGCCUGCACCGUGCCCAGAAGAAAGAAAGGGUACUGUGAGUGUUGCCAGGAGGCCUUUGAGGAGCUGCAUGGGCACCUGCAGAGUGCCCAGCACCAGGGCUUUGCCCUAGAAGCCCACCCAUAUGCAGAAGUCGAUCGGAUCAUCGCCCAGCUCAGCCACAGCUUUGCGGACAUUCCCUUCCAGGCCAGCCUGCCCGGGCAGCCAGGCUCCCCGGCUUCGGAUCAUGACUCGCUGUGUCCGGAGACUCUGCCUCCCAGCCAGCCCUCCUGUGGAGGGGCAGCAUCUCCCAGGAUGAGGAAGGAAGACGGCUACCAGGCCCCAGGCAUCCCAGAGCAAGAUGGGAUAAUGGGCGGCAGGAAGUCACCAGCUGAAUGUGUGGGGGCUGGUGAGACACCUGGACCAGUAGCCAGCUGCCAAGACCUAGGGGGGUCAGUUGAUGUCAUUGUGGACCCCCCAAGCACACUGGUGUCCAGAAGCCCCACUUGCUGGUGCCUCUUGGCCAGCUCUGGUUUUGCGGACCUCUCCUCUGGCCCAGACCCAGCACUUGUUGGCCACAAGCGGAGGGUUCAGUUCCCCAGUGGUAAUGCUGAGAAGAGGCCAGGGGUCUCCUGGCCACAGGCCUCAUUCUUUGUCCCAAGAGCCCUUAGCCCCGGUGGCACCAGGACAGCUGAUGGCAGACAUCUCUUCUCCCUUUCCCUUCCAGGGCAUGAGUCCCGGCCUCUGACCUCUCUCUUGCCCUUGUGCUGCCCACAGACCAGCCUCUCCCUCCCAGACCCCUUCCCCUGCCAGCUCACAGACAGGCCAGCAGAGAUCUGGGCCACACAGCCCCCCUGGCCUGGGGGAGGAUAUUCCCCAGGAUCUGAGGAUUCCGAGUGUACAGCCCCUGACCCUGGCUCUCAGCAGACUGACCAGCUUCCCAGCUGCUCUGCAGCUCCAGGCCAGCUGUCAGCCCACCAGCACACAGCUGAAGGCACAUAA
Messenger RNA from Molossus molossus (Pallas's mastiff bat), 1941 nucleotides. It is a transcript of the gene DBF4B, whose product is annotated as DBF4 zinc finger B. Gene Ontology annotation, biological process: regulation of cell cycle phase transition; positive regulation of nuclear cell cycle DNA replication. Gene Ontology annotation, cellular component: nucleus; Dbf4-dependent protein kinase complex. The record is from RefSeq and is a predicted model, not a curated record. The coding region runs from base 139 to 1941 and encodes 600 amino acids. Gene Ontology annotation, molecular function: protein serine/threonine kinase activator activity; zinc ion binding; nucleic acid binding. The transcript has 13 exons. Lineage: Eukaryota; Metazoa; Chordata; Mammalia; Chiroptera; Molossidae.